This is a messenger RNA of Drosophila bipectinata, 1686 nucleotides long. RefSeq names its product virus-induced RNA 1 (gene vir-1). The record is from RefSeq and is a predicted model, not a curated record. NCBI's taxonomy places the organism in Eukaryota, Metazoa, Arthropoda, Insecta, Diptera, Drosophilidae.
CGAGCGACGAUCGACAGUUUAGGAACAGAACAGACCAGAAUCCCAUCUAGUUGGCCGGCGCAGAUAAAAACGCACAGCAGAGCCCCAAAUCAAUAUUUGAACUGACAAAGUUAACAUAAAUAAACGGCUUGAGUGUGUGAAAAAUAAACUACAAAAUGAAGCUGAUUUGCGGAGUAUUGGCGAUCGUGGUUGCUCUCAGUGGAGUCUUGACGCUGCCUGCUCGGAACAAUCCUCAGGACGAUGCCGAGGUGAUUGACGUUCCUUCGCGCCCGCAGCCGGAUCCGAAUUUCCAUAAUUUCCGCGGUGUCAUCGAUACGGGCUCCGGCUAUCCUUUCCUCCAGUCGAAUCCCUCGUCUUUCAACGAGGGCUUCUUCAACUCCUUCGAUGAUCUGUUCCGUCGCCUGCGUACUCGUCUCUGGCCUGUGAUUGGAAGCGAUUCCGGCGAAGACGGAGCUGCUGCGGGCACCGAUGAUUCCAGCGAUGACUCUGGAUCUGGCUUCGCCUUCGGUCUGCGGCCCCUAAUUCCUAUUCCAAGGAUCCCUCUGAGCACCGAGAAUGGCAACACGACUUCCACUGUCAAGGUUGUCGACGGCCACAAGGUGGAGAUCAAUGAGACCACCUAUGGGGACACCAACAGCAUCUUCAAGCUGCGUGUGGUGAACGUGCGUCCCCUGGACAGCGGCGAGGAGGUGGCCGAGGGAGUGCACUCCGACGGAGGCAAGUUCCUGCCCGCGGCGGCUGCCGGACCUUCCACCACCUCUGGCCCACCCACCAAGGGCGGAGAAUUCGACGAUGAGGUGGAGGAGGGACGUCGCGAGCCGCUGGAGAAGCAGCCCCGGGAGAACGAGGUCCGCGACAUUGACGAGCCCCAGUCCACCACAACAACAACACCCACAAGUUAUACAACAAAAUUUGCCACCAACUCACCCGCAGACUUGGAAUCGGAAGCCACCGAUAUAAGCGAAGAUAUAGCGGAGGCCACCUCUCAGAACCAAAAAACAAUCAUGGACCCUCUUCUCGAAAUGACACAAAAGGAAGUCGAACGGAUGCAAGGUGAAGGAGUGGAGCAGGAUCACGAGGACAAGGCGUCCUUGGAGAUGAAGCAGAAGAAAGAGCGAGAGGAGUUCGAUUCGUCAGAUGAUGAAGAUGCCGAGGCCACAACCCCAGUUGAAAUGGGCGAUGCCUUCAACGAGGAGUGGGCUGAGUUUGACCAGGAAGGAGAUCAGGACCAGGAUCACGAGCUGGAUAUCGAAGCUGAUGCUGGGAAUGAGCUGAACAACGAAAUCGACAUUGAGGAGAAUUUCGUGCCCGUUGACCUCUCCAAUGACAUAGCUGUCAACGAUUUUGCUGCCGCUGACCCAGACUUCCCACUGAAUCCUGAUGCUGAGAUCAUUGUGGGUCCCGCUGUAGGCCGGACUAUGCCCAUGUUUGAGAAGCUCUCUCUGGGAGAGGCUUCCAAAUAGGCAGGGAUGUCCCCCAUUAGCUAUGUCGUUAGUCCUAAGACGCUAGUUUUAAGUCACGGAUAUCUCUGGGAGAUCCAAAGCAAUCGGAUUUUGAUUCGAAAUCGUAAUUUAUCGUAUUUAUUUCGACCAACAGCGAGAAUAAGGCGUGCGUAUGAAACGCAUGGAAGAAUAUUUAUUGCCAAACAAAAGUUUUUUAAAAUAAACAGCUUAAAAUUUAAAGAAA